UGGGUCGGAAGCGCUGCGUGGGGGAGACUGUUCCAAGAUGGCGGCGGGUUGCUGCGGGGUGAAGAAGCAGAAACUGUCCAGUUCGCCCCCCUCUGGCUCGGGUGGCGGUGGUGGCGCCUCCUCCUCCUCCCACUGCAGCGGAGAGAGCCAGUGCCGAGCUGGGGAGCUGGGACUAGGAGGCGCCGGCACGCGGCUCAACGGGCUGGGAGGUCUAGCCGGAGGAGGUAGCGGCAGUGGCUGUACCCUCUCUCCCCCCCAGGGCUGCGGCGGCGGCGGCGGGGGGAUUUCCCUGUCGCCACCUCCGAGCUGCGGAGUGGGGACCCUACUUUCUACCCCGGCCGCCGCCACCGCUUCCUCGCCCUCCUUGUCCGCCGCCUCGUCCUCAUCGCCCGGCUCCCGGAAGAUGGUGGUGUCAGCGGAGAUGUGCUGCUUUUGCUUCGAUGUGCUCUACUGUCACCUGUACGGAUACCAGCAGCCCCGGACCCCCCGGUUCACCAACGAGCCCUACCCACUGUUUGUAACAUGGAAGAUCGGUCGAGACAAAAGAUUGCGUGGAUGCAUAGGUACUUUUUCUGCCAUGAAUUUGCAUUCAGGACUCAGGGAGUACACACUUACCAGUGCCCUUAAAGAUAGCCGUUUUCCCCCAAUGACAAGGGAUGAGUUACCACGGCUGUUCUGCUCAGUGUCUCUGCUCACUAACUUUGAAGAUGUCUGUGAUUAUUUGGACUGGGAGGUGGGUGUACAUGGCAUUAGAAUAGAAUUCAUCAAUGAAAAAGGAUCAAAACGCACCGCCACCUACCUACCGGAGGUUGCAAAGGAGCAAGGAUGGGACCAUAUUCAGACCAUAGACUCCUUGCUGAGGAAAGGAGGCUACAAAGCACCGAUUACUAAUGAAUUCAGGAAAACCAUAAAACUGACCAGGUACCGUAGUGAAAAGAUGACCCUGAGCUAUGCUGAAUACCUUGCUCACCGCCAGCAUCAUCAUUUCCAAAAUGGCAUUGGGCAUCCCCUUCCGCCAUACAACCAUUAUUCCUGACACUGAGCCGCACAACCAGUCACUGGGCCUCUCUGCAGACCUCUUCCCAGGAGACCCUACCCCUUCUUGGUCUAGCUAUCUCUUUUACUGUACCAUUUUAUGAUGAUAGUUUCCGUUGCCAUGAUGAAGCUUGGACAUUGUCUGUUAAGAUCAUCAUGGUAACGGGUAGGAAAAUGGCAUUUGUUAAGAAGAUUCUGUUUUAUUAUUUUAGGUCAUUGAUUUUUUUUUUUUUUUGCAGCAUAUAUAACUUCUGGGGUUUUCUUUCCUCGCAAUAUUGCGUAGGAUUUUGCUUUGCUCUCUCAAUCAGGUUUCUGUCUUUCUGUCCUUCUUGCCUUCCUCCCUGUCGUCUCUCCUUCCUCCCUUCUGUCUUCUCUUCCCUCCUUCUUUCAACUGUGGAUGGAAGAAAUUGUGCAGUUUUUAAGGAUUUUAUUUAGGUUUUUCUUUAGUUUUCUUCAGUGAGAUAGAUAAUUUUUGAUAGCUGAGUUUGGGAGCAAUUCAUAUCAAAUUCAGGUAUUUGUAUAGGACUCUGGAAUUUGCCUAAAAUUCAUUUUGCUAUGAGAGCUUAGUGUGUGGAUCUUCACUCCUUAGGUGUGUGUUUUUCCCAUGGUUGAAAUAUAUGAACUUUAGUUCUAGUAUAGAACAUUUGAAAGUCCAUGAUAGGGCUUGUCACAGAGAGUGAGAAACCAUUUAUGCCUAUUUUGCUGGUUAUCAUAGAAGAGAUGGCCUCAUCACUUUAUAAAAUCAACUUACAAACAAAACUACAACACUGUUUUAAGAAAGUGCAAGCUGCCUUUCAAAUAUGCUACAGAAAUCAUUUUGAAGAGCAACAAAUAUCAGGAAGAGAGCAGAUACAGAAUUUAGUGCCUUUGAGAAGAAUUUACUUAAAUGGAAAGGAGAGAAGUUGGGGUGGGGGGGAAGGCAAUUUAGAGAAAUAUUCUUAUAAAAUUUUAUUGUUUCUGUAUGUGAAACAGCAGAUGAGACAAAUUCCUUACUCUUAAGUAUUUUUUUAAGGUGGAAAAAAAUUUAUUUUGAGCAAUUAACCAAAAAGAGACAUGUGUCUAUGAUAUAUUAAUUUAAAUUCGUUAGCUUUAGGUUUCAAGAAGUCAUGAUUGGCCAGAGGCAAUUCUAGCUACUAUUUAAAGAAAAUAGUAAAGAGAAUCUAGUGAAACAAAAGUUCAUAUAUUGCCAUGAUUUCAGAUUAUGUUUGUCCUGGGGACAAUACUGGAGUCUUUCUGCACUACAUACUUCUGAUAGAAACACCUUGACUGUGUUGGUAAGAUGUUAUGUCACACCUAUAAAAAUGGCAUUUAGAGAUGAUAUAGUCGUCAGAGCCCAGCCCGUUGGCCAGGCUGGUCUUCUUCCCCUGGUGCAUACAAAGAGAACUUCCUACCAUCAGUAGGAAGUCCGUGUGGACAUCCCCAGGAAAAAUGACAGAUGAUUCUGGAGAAAGAUUACCUUCACUUUACUAUAAUAACUGUGUGUGUGUGUGUGUGUGUGUGUGUGUGUGUGUGUGCGCGCGUGCCCACGCAUGUGUGUGGGUGGGUGUGUAAUUUUUUUUUUCAAACAGGAAACUAUAUGUCAAAUGAGGAAAAGAAGUAUGGUGCAGAAUAUAUAGUCCAAAACUACGAGAUGUCACUGGAUAUCAAAAUGGCAGAGCUUAGGUGACAAGCGACAGACUGCUAGUUCAGAAAUCAAAAACCCUUUUCUAGCUUGCAAGGGAACUGCCUGAAUCCCUUCUGCUUGCCGCUGUGGCAAAGCACACCGCUUUAGUUUUUGAUGAGCAUUCUUAGAAGUUGGUUGGUAUUCCUUCAUCCACAGCCCCCAUUAUUGGAAUAACCAUUUUCAGUUGUGAUGCCUUAACUAGGAAGCCAAUUGUUAGCCUGAAAUGCAAUCUCGGUAGCCGGUUUCACUGAGCAUCGAGAUUAGUCAGAGAAAGCUAGCUGUUGGUCUUUUGAAAGGGAUUUCGAAUCCUUUCGUUUCUACUUGGGAGCAUUUUGGAGCAGAUUAGUCUUUCAGUGUAAAACCAAGUGGCAACCUAAUAGAGACUUAUUUCUUGCCCUUAUAGGGAAACUGAGCACAAGCUGAAUGCUAUUGUCUGCUGCAAAAAAAAAAAAAAAAAAGGGGGGGGGGGGAAAAAAAAACAACCAAACUGAAAA
This is a messenger RNA of Herpailurus yagouaroundi (jaguarundi), 3192 nucleotides long. RefSeq names its product AMMECR nuclear protein 1 (gene AMMECR1). The record is from RefSeq and is a predicted model, not a curated record. NCBI's taxonomy places the organism in Eukaryota, Metazoa, Chordata, Mammalia, Carnivora, Felidae. The transcript has 6 exons. Bases 38 to 1036 code for a protein of 332 amino acids. Gene Ontology annotation, cellular component: nucleus.